This is a messenger RNA of Vigna angularis (adzuki bean), 1929 nucleotides long. RefSeq lists its product as uncharacterized. The transcript is spliced from 6 exons. NCBI's taxonomy places the organism in Eukaryota, Viridiplantae, Streptophyta, Magnoliopsida, Fabales, Fabaceae. The record is from RefSeq and is a predicted model, not a curated record. Bases 1 to 1929 code for a protein of 642 amino acids.
AUGGAGGAGGGAUUCUCUCAUGGAUCCGCUCCCAUUAUCUUAGGCAGGCCAUUCAUGAAAACUGCCCGAACUAAGACUGAUGUGUAUGCUGGAACUUUGUCUAUGGAAUUUGCUGAUAUUGUUGUUCAUUUUAAUAUCCUUGAUGCAAUGAAAUUUCUAGUUGAGGACCAUUCUCUGUUUAGGAUCGAUGCAUUGGAUGACAUUAUUGAUGAAUUUGUUGUUGACGACUUUCAUUCUGUGCAUGAGAAGAAGCAUUAUUUUCUAUCUUCUUUGCAUUCAUGCAUUGAAUCUGGAUUCGAAUCAGGAUUUGAGAAUGAUGUUGAUAAUGUUGUGGAUUUUGAUAAGGAUUGUGAUGUCCAGGAUAUUGAUGCUAUGCAUGAUAUUGAUGAUGUUGUUGACAUAUCUGUGAUGGACAUUGAUUUGGAUUGUGAUGAGAUGAGUGUUCUGCCUUUACCUGUACACUCUUUAGAGUCAGAAUGCAUUAACCACGUUGCAGAAAGUACACUUGAAUCUAACUUGCAGGCACCCACUCUUGAGCUGAAACAUCUCCCAAAUAACCUCAAGUACGUGUACUUGGAGGAUGAUGAGAAGAAACCGGUGAUCAUUUCUACCUUCCUUGAUUCUGUUCAAGAGGAGAAGUUGCUUGGUGUGCUGAGGAAGCACAAGAAGGCCAUUGGUCUGAGUUUGGCUGACAUACCUGAUAGUCAGUGGGUGAGCCCCAUCCAUGUUGUGCCCAAGAAAAUUGGCCUCACUGUGGUGAAGAAUGAGAGGGGUGAGCUUAUCCCAGCUAGAGUGCAGAACAGCUGGAGAGUCUGCAUUGACUAUAGGAGGCUCAACCAAGCAACCAGGAAAGAUCAUUUCCCCCUGCCAUUCAUUGAACAGAUGCUGGAGCGCCUGGCAAACAGUCUGGAAAAAGUUUUGAAAAGAUGCAUAGAAACAAACCUUGUUCUCAAUUUUGAGAAAUGUCACUUCAUGGUUGAACAAGGUUUGGUUCUAGGGCAUAUGAUUUCUGAAAAGGGAAUAGAGGUAGACCCUGCUAAGAUAUCUGUGAUUUCGCAGUUGCCUUACCCCUCUUGCGUGCGAGAGGUGCGAUCUUUCCUUGGACAUGCAGGUUUCGACAGGCGCUUCAUCAAAGAUUUCAGCAAGAAGGCGCUCCUAUUGUCCAGACUGUUGCAGAAGGAUAUUGACUUUGCUUUUAAUGAUAGAUGCAAGCAGGCGUUUGAUUGCCUGAAGGAAGCUUUGACCACCACCCUUAUCAUUCAGGCACCAGAUUGGACAGCCCCAUUUGAGCUCAUGUGUGAUGCGUCUAAUUAUGCAUUGGGGGCUGUCUUGACACAGAAAAUUGACAAGCUGCCGAGAGUGAUCUACUAUGCUUCACGCACUUUGGAUGCUGCCCAAGCAAAUUAUACCACCAUUGAAAAAGAGUUGUUGAUUAAAGACCGGAGUGGAGCACAAAAUUUGGUUGCAGACCACCUCAGCCGGAUUGAGAGAGCUGGGAAUGAAGUUGAUGUGUUGCCCAUCCAGGAUGACUUUCCUGAUGAGACAUCACGUGCUCAGAUUGCUAAAAUUAAGAGUGAUGCUAAGUAUUAUGUUUGGGAUGACCCAUAUAUGUGGAAGUUGUGUAGUGACCAGGUUACUAGGAGAUGCAUUCCGGACCAUGAGAUUGACUCGGUCUUGCAGUUUUGUCAUGCCUCCUCACCUGGUGGUCAUCUGGGGAUACAGAGAACAACUCAUAGGGUGCUUGACUAUGGUUUCUAUUGGCCUUCCAUCUUUAAAGAUGCGGAGAGGAUUUGCAGCACCUGUGAGCCUUGUCAGAGAGCAGGAGGAUCAAUUUCACAGAGACAAGAGAUGCCUCAACAGCCUAUGCUGUUCUGUGAGGUGUUUGAUGUUUGGGGUUUGAAGGUGCCUAGAGCAAUUGUUAGUGAUUAG